Molecule: messenger RNA, 1358 nt
Organism: Brachypodium distachyon (stiff brome)
Lineage: Eukaryota; Viridiplantae; Streptophyta; Magnoliopsida; Poales; Poaceae
Product: probable UDP-3-O-acylglucosamine N-acyltransferase 2, mitochondrial
Exons: 10
Coding region: 214-1080 (288 amino acids)
Biological process (GO): lipid A biosynthetic process
Source: RefSeq, a predicted model, not a curated record
UGAGCUUGGGCUCCUUACGACCCAUGGGCCCUGUACCCCGCACUAGCUAGCUUGGCGCCGGCAAGGGCAACCUCAGUCGCCGCCUCCGCCUCCGGUCGCCGCAGGCUCCCUCGGAACGAAAUCGAGGCAGCUCGCCUCGGGGAGCUCGGCUUCGCGCGCUGCCCGGUCACUUGCUCGAAACCUUUGUAGGAUUCGGUAGGAAGGGGAAUCCCCAUGGCAGCCAUCCUACGAAGAACCACCCCCAAGGCGGCGGCGGCCGCGGCCGCGGCAGGACUGCUCCCGCGGACGCGGAGCGCCGACCGGCUCGCACGGUUCCUGGGGUCCGGCGUCUCCGCUACUUCUUGCGAUGCUGGGAUAGAUUCGGCGGCGGAGUUUGUUCCGUGGCGCAACGGCGGGGGCGUCAUGCACCGGGCGGCGUCCGUUGACCCCACCGCGGUGGUGGAGGCCGGCGCCGUGGUGCAUUCAGGUGCUGUUCUUGGUAAGGAAGUCGUUGUUGGGUCUGGAACUGUCAUCGGGCCUUCGGUCUCCGUGGGGCACUCCACCAGGAUAGGGUACAAUGUUGUCUUGAGCAAUUGUUCGGUGGGCGAGUUUUGUACUAUCCACAAUGGUGCCUGCGUUGGUCAAGAUGGUUUUGGUUUCUUUGUGGACGAGGAUGGACAGAUCAAGAAGAAACCACAGGUUCUUUAUGCAAGAAUUGGAGACAAUGUAGAGAUAGGUGCAAAUACAUGCAUUGACAGAGGCAGUUGGAGGGACACAUUGAUUGGAGAUGACACCAAGAUUGAUAAUCUGGUUCAGAUAGGUCACAAUGUGGUAAUAGGAAAGUGCUGCAUGAUUUGCGGGCAAGUAGGGAUUGCUGGUUCUGCAACGUUGGGGGACUAUGUAACAUUAGGUGGUAGGGUGGCAAUCCGAGAUCAUGUUUCCAUUGCUUCAAAGGUCCGACUUGCAGCAAAUAGUUUAGUGACAAAGGACAUUCAGAAGCCUGGUGACUAUGGUGGAUUUCCAGCUGUCCCAAUAAAUGAAUGGCGCCGACAAACUGUGAACUUGCGCUUAUUUUCAAAGAAGCACAGCAGCAGACGAUAGUAUCCCUGCAACCCUGUGAUGCAAAUUGUGCUGUAACUUGAUUAUCUCAAUAGUCUUAGCUUGAUUGGUGAAGCUGUUGUAAUAUGUACUAUCUCACUAGACGAUUAGCAUUGAAAUAGGUAUCUGAAGGGAUCUCCACCAUGGAAGGUGGACUGUUCAUUGUUUGAACUUUUAUCUUCUCCAACUACUAUCUCAGUUCCUAAAUAUAAGAUGUUCUAUAGCUUUUUCAUAAGUCAAACUUAUUAACAUUUGGCCAAGUUUACAUAAAGAUGUACUGA